Messenger RNA from Capra hircus (goat), 4046 nucleotides. RefSeq names its product plasma membrane calcium-transporting ATPase 4. The coding region runs from base 204 to 3962 and encodes 1252 amino acids. Gene Ontology annotation, cellular component: intracellular membrane-bounded organelle; membrane. Gene Ontology annotation, biological process: calcium ion transmembrane transport; regulation of cytosolic calcium ion concentration. Lineage: Eukaryota; Metazoa; Chordata; Mammalia; Artiodactyla; Bovidae. The record is from RefSeq and is a predicted model, not a curated record. The transcript has 21 exons. Gene Ontology annotation, molecular function: PDZ domain binding; ATP hydrolysis activity; ATP binding.
UACAAGCUUCAUACACAGGAAAGGACCUGGACCACAGGCUGCUGCUCUGAAGCUUCCUGCACAAGAUAUAGUCGGUCUUACUCGCAUCUGGACUCUGAGAGAAGAAAGAAGUAAGAAGUGAGGAAGAGAAACGAGAGACUCUGAAUCAGUGGAAGGGAGAGUUCACAUUUUCUCUGUUGAGGAGCUUGGUAACAGCAGGCAAAAUGACGAACCCAACAGAACACACCUUGCCGGCCAACUCGACAGUUGAGAGCCGUGACGGGGAGUUUGGCUGCACAGUGAUGGACCUGAGGAAGCUGAUGGAGCUGCGUUCAAGUGACGCAGUAGACCAGAUCAACAUCCACUACGGAGGAGUGACGAGUCUCUGCAGUAGGCUGAAAACCAACCCUGUGGAAGGCCUAUCUGGGAACCCUGCAGAUCUGGAGAAACGUAAACAAGUGUUUGGACAGAACUUGAUUCCCCCCAAAAAGCCCAAGACCUUCUUGGAGUUAGUGUGGGAAGCCCUUCAGGACGUCACGCUCAUCAUCCUGGAGAUCGCAGCCAUCAUCUCCCUGGUCCUGUCCUUUUACCGCCCCCCGGGGGGAGAAAAUGAACAGUGUGGUCUAGCCGUCAGUAGCCCAGACGACGAAGGGGAGGAGGAAGCUGGCUGGAUUGAGGGCGCAGCCAUCUUAUUCUCGGUGAUCAUCGUCGUGCUCGUGACUGCCUUCAAUGACUGGAGCAAGGAGAAGCAAUUCCGGGGGCUGCAGAACCGCAUCGAGAAGGAGCAGAAGUUCUCCGUUAUCCGGAAUGGGCACAUCAUUCAGCUCCCUGUGGCUGAGAUUGUGGUGGGUGACAUUGCCCAAAUCAAAUACGGUGACCUGCUGCCUGCAGACGGGAUCCUGAUCCAGGGCAAUGACCUCAAGAUUGACGAGAGCUCUCUGACGGGGGAAUCGGACCAUGUCAAGAAGUCCUUGGAGAGGGACCCCGUGCUGCUCUCCGGGACCCAUGUAAUGGAAGGUUCUGGACGAAUGGUAGUGACUGCUGUGGGUAUCAACUCUCAGACUGGAAUAAUUUUUACCCUCUUGGGAGCCAGUGAGGGGGAAGAGGAAGAGAAGAAGAAAGGUAAAAAACAAGGAGUCCCUGAAAAUCACAACAAAGCAAAGACCCAAGAUGGAGUGUCCUUGGAAAUCCAGCCACUCAACAGUCAGGAGGGGAUCGAAAUCCAGCCACUCGACAGCCAGGAGGGGAUCGACAGUGAGGAAAAGGAGAAGGCCGCCAAGCUGCCCAAAAAGGAGAAGUCCGUGCUGCAGGGCAAGCUGACCCGCCUGACCGUCCACAUUGGGAAAGCUGGUCUGAUCAUGUCUGCAAUUACAGUUCUCAUCCUGAUUCUCUACUUUGUGAUCGACAACUUUGCGAUCCAGCACAGACCAUGGCUGGCCGAGUGUACCCCCAUCUACGUCCAGUACUUUGUCAAGUUCUUCAUCAUUGGCGUCACGGUGCUGGUGGUGGCUGUGCCUGAGGGGCUGCCCUUGGCCGUCACCAUCUCACUAGCCUAUUCUGUAAAGAAAAUGAUGAAAGACAAUAAUCUGGUGCGGCACUUGGACGCUUGUGAGACCAUGGGCAACGCCACAGCCAUCUGCUCGGACAAGACGGGCACGCUGACCAUGAACCGCAUGAGUGUGGUGCAGGCUUACAUUGGAGACAAGCAUUACCACCAGAUCCCAAGCCCUGAUGACCUUGUGCCCAAGGUCCUGGACCUCAUUGUCAAUGGCAUUUCCAUCAACAGUGCCUACACCUCUAAGAUUCUGCCUCCAGAGAAGGAGGGCGGCCUGCCCCGGCAGGUGGGCAACAAGACCGAGUGUGCCCUGCUGGGCUUCGUCUCGGACCUGAAGCAGGAUUACCACGCCGUGCGCAGCGAGGUGCCCGAGGAGAAGCUCUACAAGGUGUACACCUUCAACUCGGUGCGCAAGUCCAUGAGCACAGUCAUUGAGAAGCCGGGCGGCGGCUACCGCAUGUACAGCAAGGGCGCCUCCGAGAUCAUCCUGCGCAAGUGCAAUCGAAUCCUGGACAAAAAGGGGGAGGCCAUGCCAUUCAAGAAUAAGGACCGAGAUGAGAUGGUCCGCACCGUCAUCGAGCCCAUGGCCUGUGAGGGGCUGCGGACUCUGUGCAUCGCUUACCGGGAUUUCAAUGAUGGAGAGCCCCCGUGGGACAAUGAGAGCGAGAUCCUCACUGAGCUGACCUGUAUCGCAGUGGUGGGCAUCGAGGACCCUGUGCGCCCGGAGGUGCCAGACGCCAUUGCCAAGUGCAAGCGAGCGGGCAUCACUGUCAGGAUGGUGACAGGGGACAACAUCAACACAGCCCGUGCCAUCGCCACCAAGUGUGGCAUCGUGACACCUGGGGACGACUUCCUGUGCUUAGAAGGCAAAGAAUUCAAUCGCCUCAUCCGAAACGAGAAGGGCGAGGUGGAGCAGGAGAAGCUGGACGAGAUCUGGCCUAAGCUCCGAGUGCUGGCACGGUCUUCCCCCACUGACAAGCACACGCUGGUGAAAGGCAUCAUCGACAGCACUGUCGGGGACCAGCGACAGGUGGUGGCUGUCACCGGUGACGGCACCAAUGACGGGCCGGCUCUGAAGAAAGCAGACGUCGGUUUUGCCAUGGGUAUUGCAGGCACAGACGUGGCAAAGGAGGCCUCCGACAUCAUCCUAACAGACGACAACUUCACCAGCAUCGUGAAGGCGGUGAUGUGGGGGCGGAACGUCUAUGACAGCAUCUCCAAGUUCCUGCAGUUCCAGCUCACCGUCAACGUGGUGGCCGUGAUCGUGGCCUUCACUGGAGCCUGCAUCACCCAGGAUUCCCCACUGAAGGCCGUGCAGAUGUUGUGGGUGAAUCUCAUCAUGGACACCUUUGCCUCGCUGGCCCUGGCCACAGAGCCUCCUACAGACUCUCUGCUGAAGCGCCGGCCCUACGGGCGCAAUAAGCCUCUGAUCUCGCGCACCAUGAUGAAGAACAUCCUGGGUCACGCCGUCUAUCAGCUCACCGUCAUCUUUUUCCUUCUCUUUGCGGGUGAGAAAUUCUUUGACAUUGACAGCGGAAGGAGAGCGCCUCUGCAGUCUCCGCCCAGCCAGCACUACACUAUUAUUUUCAACACCUUCGUGCUCAUGCAGCUCUUCAACGAAAUCAACUCCCGCAAGAUCCACGGGGAGAGGAAUGUCUUCUCGGGCAUCUUCCACAAUCUCAUUUUCUGCUCAGUGGUGCUGGGCACAUUCAUCGGCCAGAUCAUCAUCGUGGAAUUGGGGGGCAGACCAUUCAGUUGUACAAAACUCACCCUGUCCCAGUGGUUCUGGUGCCUCUUCAUUGGUCUUGGAGAGCUGUUGUGGGGCCAGGUCAUUUGCACGAUACCUACCCAAUCCCUGAAGUUCCUGAAGGAGGCUGGGCACGGCACCACCAAAGAGGAGAUCACCAAGGAUGCUGAGGGGCUGGACGAGAUCGACCAUGCAGAGAUGGAGCUGCGCCGAGGCCAGAUCCUUUGGUUCCGGGGCCUGAACCGUAUCCGGACUCAGAUCGACAUAAUUAACACAUUCCAGACGGGAGCCUCUUUUAAGGGAGUCCUAAGGCGCCAGACCGUGGGUCAACACCUUGAUGUAAAACAUGUUCCUAGCUCAUCCUAUAUCAGAGUGGUCAAAGCGUUCCACAGUUCCCUCCACGAAAGCAUUCAGAAACCCAAGAACCAAAACUCCAUCCACAACUUCAUGACCCACCCUGAAUUCACCAUAGAUGAGGAGGGGCCACGAACACCACUCCUGGAUGAGCAAGAAGAGGAAAUUUUUGAAAAGGUGUCUAAGCCUGGGACUAAGAUGUCCUCGCCGGGUGGUGAGGACACUCCAGAAACCAACGAAAACAACAGCUCGGUGGAUUGCUCCCGAGCACAAAUUGUUGCUUCCCACUCGGACAGCCCUCUGCACAGCAUGGAGACGUCGGUUUGAACUUCGUUCUCUGCUUCCCGUUCCUGCCUUCCCUGUCCCCCUUUUCAUCUGUCCCGUCGUUAAGGCGAUGAUGGGCCUUCUCAC